This is a messenger RNA of Coregonus sp. 'balchen', 16352 nucleotides long. NCBI's taxonomy places the organism in Eukaryota, Metazoa, Chordata, Actinopteri, Salmoniformes, Salmonidae. The record is from the annotation of a GenBank genome assembly.
AUGGAGGAGCUACUACUGCCGACAGAUUGCGAGGAAACACAGUACAACAAUAGUUCGUAUUCUCCAAGAGGAGACACUGGGGGGAAAACCAUGUACGAACGUGUCAAGGCAUUCUUACAUGGGACGUUCGUCGUUGACUUCAAACAGUGGCUGAGGGAGUACCUGAAGUGCAACGGCCUGCUGACACUCUCAGUUUUUGCCGUGUUGACUGGCUGUCUCCUGGGGUUCAUGUUGAGAGGGAGCCAUCUCUCAACCCAGGUACGUGGCGCUUUAUCACACACUCAGAUGCAUGUGCAAAUGCUGCUUGAUUAUUUGAUGUGCCAGCCAGAGCAUACAUUGUGUUUGUCCAUCUCUCCCUCUUUUCAGAUGAGGCGGAUCAUGACGGUGUUCCACUUAAACACCCAUAGAGCUUCUAUUUGCAUUGCCUUAAUGUACUGGAGCAUUUCAUUGUUGGGUUUUGUGGAAAACCAUAGGAGAACAUCAACCGCCAGACCUAAUGGACCAUUGAGAGAAGCUUCUAGUGCACGACACCAUCAGCAAAUGAUGGGACUGAAACCUGAAAAGGGGUGUGCAUUAAUUGUUAUAGGAACAGAGAGCUAGCGCACAGCUAGAAGAGUAGCCCUGGUAGCAUGCAUUCAUCCCCUUGAUUGAAAAAGUGGUUGUUAGGGAAGGAGUUAAUGACCUACUCAGCAACGUGUUUCAGUUCCUGAGAGGAAAGUUCUCCGCUGAUGCAAAUGUAGCAGUCUCAACGCAUUUGUGGCUGAAGAAAUUCUAAUCUAGACCAUAGAUGGUGAACCGAUUACUGGCUUCAGAAAAAUAAUUGCAGCAUUUUCUUGGAGAGCAACAGUAGACACCUAGAGAGUUAUAGGCCAUCUAUGGUGCUCAUAAGUUUAGGAAGGAUAGGUAUCAUAUGCCCACAUUAUCACGCCCCUCCUGGCCACCUUUACAUGAAGACGAAAGGAAAACGAUGUUCAGAACAGUAGAUGGUUGAGGUCAAUCCAAGCUCAGUCCUGUCAGGAGAAGAGGGGAUUAUUUGAUCUCAGAUUGAGAUUUGGCUUGCCAAAGCAAACAUAGCCUAGAGUGUGCUCGAUAAUCACAGGUGACGCAUGACCCAAGGCUGAUGUUUGUAAGUGUGGGGAGGUUUAACCUGAGGAAAUUACCGUGAGUGUUACUACAAAGCUACACUGAACAAAAAUACAAACGUAACAUGUAAAGUGCUGGUCCCAUGAGCUGAAAUAAAAGAUCCCAGACAUUUUCCAUACGCACAAAAAGCUUAUUUCUCUCACAUUUUGUUGACAAAUUUGUUUACUGUACAUCCCUGUUAGUGAACAUUUUAUCCUUUGUCAAGAUAAUCCAUCCACCUGACAGGUGUGGUAUAUCAAGAAUCUGAUUAAACAGCAUGAUCAUUACACAGAUGCACCUUGUGCUGGGGACAAUAAAAGGCCACUCUAAAAUGUUCAGUUUUGUCACACAACACAAUGCCACAGAUGUCUGAUGUUUUGAGGAAGCGUGCAAUUGGCAUGCUGACUGCAGGAAUGUCCACCAGAGCUGUUGCCAGAGAAACGAAGACCACGUGUAACCACGCCAGCCCAGGACCUCCACAUCCAGCUUCUUCACCUGCAGGAUUGUCAGAGGGGGGAGGGGGAGUAUUUCUGUCUAAUAAAGCCCUUUUGUGGGGAAAACAGAUUCUGAAUGGCUGGGACUGGCUCCCAAGUGGGUGCACCCCUGCCCAGUCAUGUGAAAUGCAUAGAUUAGGGCCUAAUCAAUUUAUUUCAAUUUAAUGAUUUCCGUAUAUGAACUGCAACUCAGGAAAAUCUUUGAAAUUGUUGCAUGUUGCAUUUAUAUUUUUGUUCAGUAUAUCUGAGUCACUUAGUCAUAUAUGGCUCUGAGACCUAUCAAUGCCAUCCAAACAUUUGAAACCACGUUGAUUUAUAAUUUUUUAUCAACACCAAUGACUGAUGUAAAGCAGUGUUGUGAUAUCUUGUAAUGCAAAAGGAAUACCUAUGAACCUGAUCGAAUCAACCAAUAUUAUUCACAGUUAUUUCUUUACUAUUUUGAAAAACAAGAACAACCUUUUACCUUUUCACAAGGGGUGAAUCUGAAAAGCCUUUUCCUCAAUUUCCCUUCUCAAAACAUUGAAGGAGUAGGUGCAUUGGAGGAGAAGGAACCUUUGAUCUUCUUCAACGUUCUCCUGACCUCCCUUUAAAUAUUUGAGAAAGAAUCUAGGAGAGAGGACACGAAGAAUCAAGCAAAAGGCUUUUGACAUUCACCCAAGUGUGUGCUGAUGGGUACUUUUUCCUAGAAAAAAAGAAUACUUGAAACAAAAAUAUCUGUCCAACCACUGUAAAGGGUCUCCUGUGGAAAGAGACAAAGUUUUGGAAUAUGUUUGAAGGUGCUCUUUGGCUCUUUUUUUCAACAAUCAUCCUCCUCAAAUGUUUUAAGUCACCAGCUGCCACUGCUUUGGAGUGAGUGCUUCAUCCCUACCUACAUUAACAUUCAUGUUUCUUCUGAUUUCCCCUCCAGGCUAAGAUUUAUUUUUCGUUCCCUGGAGAGCUUCUUAUGAGAAUGCUCAAAAUGCUUAUCCUUCCCCUCAUCACGUCCAGGUAAACAUAUGUAAUGUCAACUUCUGUCCAGUAAUAUGGUAGCGUAUUCAAUCAGCAAUAGAGGAAUAAAAGUAUAAUUUGAUGUUCACUGUGAAUUCCUCUAUUGUUGAUUGAAUAUACUUCACACACCACAAAAAAUAUUCAGCUUCAAAAGUGACUUUUGAAAAUGCAUUUGAGAAAAGUGCAUAACUGGACAAGGGGUUAAAUGAAUUGGAGAGAAUGCUGACUGCAGGAUGACUUUUGAUGUUGUCAUCACACCUCACUCACCCAUUGAUAGUAGCUACCCCCUACAGACAGGCAAUGAUAUCACAUCUUCAUUGAAGUUGAAUGGGGCUUAAAAGAUUAAACAAAACAAGACUUUGCAUUUUAACUAGAUUUCAAUAGAUUCCAUAUGGUCUACAUAAUAUGACAGGUUCCAGUUAUAUUACAACUGUCAGAUAGUAUAUAGCCUCUGCCGAGUCAACAACAACUGGAUAUUCCGGUUUUCAGGGGAAAUGGAAACAAGGGAACGCUCCAUCUUAACUCCUCCUCCACAUUUACUGGAUUGGUUGAACAGUGCAGAAGAGAACCUCCACCCACAGUUUUUUUCUUCUUCUUGUCAAGACCAGUAUGGAGGGGAUCUAGUUUCAGGCAUUUAAUUUAUGCCUGCUAUGUUUGGUUACAUAGUAUAGGACGUAGUACUUACAACAAACACUUGAAAAGGUGUCCUGCCAAUGUUCAUUAGAUCUCACUUAGGUCCACACUCUCUCCUGGUCAAUCUCCUUAGUUUCAUUUCAUCACUCACUAGAAUGGAACCAUAUUUCAGUACCAAUUUAGGCACCUGAGCAAUUAUUGGGCCAUUUCUAUUGCAUGUUUUCAUCAUUUGAUCCUAACCAAUCCUCUCUCUUUUUUCUCUCUCUACAGUUUAAUGUCAGGCCUGUCGUCUAUGGAGUCUAAAGCCUGUUGUCGUAUGGGUGUUCUCACUGUGACCUACUACCUGUGGACCACCUUCAUUGCGGUGGUGGUGGGUAUCCUGCUGGUGAUCAUCAUCAAGCCCGGGGUGGGCACUGAAAUGGACAGCAACAGGCUAGGAGGAGGGCCCGUCAUGACUUCUGCUGAUGCCUUGCUAGAUCUCAUUAGGUGAGUGACCAAUAAAGAUAAACCAGAAGCAUAAUUGAAGCUUGAAAAUAUAUAUAUAUAGGCGCACAAUUUCUACUUAAAAUACCAAAGGGACGCAAAAGGCACUCAGUCGUGGAAUAACCCAACUAUAUCUUCAGUCUAGGGACAAACAAUAUACAAUACAUAUAGUCUAGGAACAACCAAUAUCUUCAGACUUAUUGCAAGCAAAAGCUAAGACAGUAUUCAAUCAAUUGCAGACAUAGCCACAUGAAGUAGGUGUGCUGAAGGUGCUGCAGCACCCCCUGAAAAAUCUGAUUGUGUUAUUUUUAUUCAUACAAAAAAUAUAUAUAUUUUUGACAUUUUUCUUUUUUCACUAAAGUAGUGCACUUGGCCUUAACUAGUCCUGUAUUAGCGGGUCAAUAUAGCCAUCUGUAGCACGGGCAAAAAAAUCGCUGCACCCCCCGCCCCCAAACAUCUUCCCACGGCUAUGACUGCAGAUAUCGAUUUCCAGAAAGUGCUUUCAGGAGUAAGUUGGAUUUGUUACAGCAGUGUGUCCUGGAUGAAGGGAGUUGACACUAGAUUUAGAAACUGUCAGUCCUGUGGUGUGGCCCCAUUCAGUGCUGAUGACAAAUCUAGCACCCACAACCAGACUGCCAAUUUCAACAGUGAGCUCCAAAAGUAUUGGGACAGUGACAAUUGUGUUGUUGUUGUUUUGGCUCUGUACUCCAGCACUUUGGAUUUGAAAUGAUAUAAUGACUACAAGGUUAAAGCGGAGACUGUCAGCUUUAAGUUCAGAGUAUUUUCAUCCAUAUCGGGUGAACUGUUUAGAUAUUACAACACUUUUUGUAGAUAGUCCCCCCAUUUUAGGGGACCAAAAGUAUUGGGACAAAUUCACUUAUAUCAAAACAUUUAUUUUUCACAUACACGUGUUUAGCAGAUGUUAUUGUGGGUGUAGCGAAAUGCUUGUGCUUCUAGCUCUGACAGUGCAGUAAUAUCUAACAAGUAAUAUCUAACAAUUUCACAACAUAUACAGUACCCAAUACACACAUAAUAAUACAUAAAAACACAAAAUACCGCAAAGUUUCCUAAGAGCUAGUCGCGAGGACACCUUCUUCGUCGGCGCCAAUCAAAGUUUGUAUACUAAAGUAGUAAAAAGUUAAGUAUUUGGUCCCAUAUUCAUAGCAUACAAUGACUACAUCAAGUAAAACAAAUUCUAAAGCCAUCAUUUCCUGAAUUGAUCGAAUUAGGAUAUAUUGACUCCAGUCCUAUAGGCCUAAUAUGCAUUCUACUACCUAUUGUUGUCUAUGCUUGGUAGUCCCACGCAGUAGCAACAACUGUCUCAGGAGGUUGGGACACACACACACACAAUCCAGUUAAAUGACAGGGGUGAUUAAGGUAUUUUUAGUAAUCCAAAAGGGAUGAUUUACAGAUUAACCCAGUCAUGAACAGUGAAGAUACAAUGAUCUUGGUGGAGGAUCGCUUCACUGGCACACGUCAGGAGGGCUUCUGGCUCGUGCCUGUCUGAAAGUACUUCCCUCUUUUAAGAGCCCUCACAGGAGUGGUCUGCCCUCUUCAUCCACUUGUUAAUUUAACCUCUGACAUUGCAGAGAAAAGAGAGGAAUAGAGGAGAGCAAGAGUAAAAACUGAUAACGUAGGGGGCAAAUUGCCUCUACUGUGUUCACUGAUAUAAAACUAAGACACUUCACAAGUUCUUCAUUUCUUUGCAAAUGCAUAGUAAUUGUUUCAAAUGCAUAGAAUAUGUUUGUAUUGUCAAAAAGCUGCACUUUAUGCAAACAUACUGUACAUCAAAAGGUAUAUACAUUCUGUGGAAUACACAUCAAUGAUUAGACUGCAGGGGACCACUUUCCUUUGCAUGGCUCACAAAUUAUUGUAACAAUUCAAAAGGUUGAAAAAGGAUGUUAUUCAUGAUAAUCAUACUUAUCAAGUUGGAAUUAUUAUGAUUCCCUCUUAUAUGGUAAUAAUUACACUUGACCUUACUGAUACUGAUCAUGAAUGAAUGGCCAUGUGUUUUACCCUUACUGUAUGCACCAACAUAUCAACAUGCUAAGCUAAAUUAUAACAUUAUCUUUUUACAGGAAUAUGGUUCCUUCCAAUCUUAUUGAGGCGACAUUUCAGCAGGUAACACCAGACCAAUGCUAAUGUACAGUAUGACACAUAUAGAGUGACUUCAGAAAGUAUUCACACACCCUGACUUUUUCCACAUUUUGUUGUGUUACAGCCUGAAUUUAAAAUAUAUUUAAUUAAGAUUUUGUGCCACAAUACCCCAUCAAAGUCAAAGUGGAAUUAUGUUUUUAGACAUUUUUACAAAUUAAUUAAAAAUGAAAAGCUGAAAUGUCUUGAGUCAAUAAGUAUUCAACCCCUUUGUUAUGGCAAACCUAAAUAAGUUCAGGAGUAAAGAUUUGCUUAACAAGUCACUUAAUACGUUGCAUGGACUCACUCUGUGUGCAAUAAUAGUGUUUAAGACCCCUUAAGGUAUAAAAAAAAUAAUAAUAAUGUUUUAUCAAAAAUUGAAUUUGCCAUUACUGCUAUUAGCCAAUAGAAACGCAUUGUAUAGCAUUCACACUACAUGGAACAACAGAUAGUCCCCCCAUAAAUCAAAAGAACGUUUGUUCUGAAGUGUCUGUCCUAUAUCUGAGAGAUAUAAGAAAGAUCAGAAAACUAUAAAAAAUGUUUUUUUACACCUUAUUUUAGGCACUGAACUAUCUCCAUAUAUACUUCCAUUCACCUUCAAAAGAGUCUUGUGAGGCCUGUGCCUAGAGCAAAACAACCGACAUUUACAUGUUUGUGAGAGUCUCACCUUUCCACAGAGGGGUCAUAUUAGUGUGUAGCCCAAACUGUUCGGACGCUACACACAGAAGUUGGCAGAAGAGGCUGUACCAACUUCAGAUGAGUCCCGUGACGCUUGUGGGUGUCGUAGAGCAAACAGAGAACACCAUCGUGAGAGUUUGUAGGCCAAACCGUUCGGUAGCUACAGACUUUUUGUGAGAAGACCGAUUUUCGGGACGUCUCAUGGUCUGACAAACACCGCUCUAGCUCUGCCACCUUUCACCGCAGAUGCGGAAGGGCGAUAUCGGAGGAUGCGGGGGAUUGAGACACAGCCCAUGCCAGAUAUCGAUAGCUUAAACAGACAGAUUUUGAUGGGGAUUUGUGUAUUAUGUUAAUUAGAUUUACGCGGGGCCGCGGAAAUUGUAGGCUAAGGGUUAACAUGAUUUUUUUAUGAUUACCUCAUCUCUGUGCCCCAAACAUACAAUUAUCUGUAAGGUCCCUCAGUCGAGCAGUGAAUUUCAAACACAGAUUCAACUACAAAGACCAAGGAGGUUUUCCAAUGCCUCGCAAAAAAAGGCACCUAUAGGUAAUCGGUAAAAAUAAAAUAGAAAGCAGACAUUGAAUAUCCCUUUGAGCAUGGUGAAGUUAUUAAUUACACUUUGGAUGGUGUAUCAAUACACCCAGUCACUACAAAGAUACAAGCGUUCUUCCUAACUCAGUUGCUGGAAAGGAAGGGAACCUUUAAUGGCUGUGAUAGGAGAAAACUGAUGAUGGAUCAACAACAUUGUAGUUACUCCACAAUACUAACUUAAAUGACAGAGUGAAAAGAAGGAAGCCUUCACAGAAUAAAAAAUAUUCCAAAACAUGCAUCCUGUUUGCAAUACGGCACUAAAGUAAAACUGCAAAAAAUGUGGCAAGAAAUUAACUUUAUAUCCUGAAUACAAAGCAUUAUGUUUGGGGCAAAUCCAACACAACACAUCACUGAGGACCACUCUUCAUAUUUUCAAGCAUGGUGUUGGAUGCAUCAUGUUAUGCGUAUGCUUGUCAUCGGCAAGGACUAGGAAGAUUUUUAGGAUAAAAAGAAACAGAAUAGAGCUAAGCACAGGCAAAAUUCUCGAGGAAAAACAUUUUCUGUCUGCUUUCCAACAGACACUGGGAGACAAAUUCACCUUUCAGCAGGACAAUAACCUAAAAUACAAGGUCAAAUACACUGGAGUUCUUUACCAAGACGUCAUUGAAUGUUCCUGAGUGGCCUAGUUACAGUUUUGACUUAAAUCGGCUUGAAAGCCUAUGGCAAGACUUGAAAAUGGCUAUCUAGCAAUGAUCAAUAACCAACUUGACAGAGCUUGAAGAAUUUUUUAACUAAUAAUGUGCAAAUAUUGUACAAUCUAGGUGUGCAAUGCUCUUAGAGACUUACCCGGAAAGACUCACAGCUGUAAUCGCUGCCAAAGGUGAUUCUAACUCAGGGUUGUGAAUACUUACACUACCGUUCAAAAGUUUGGGGUCACUUAGAAGUUUUCUUGUUUUUGAAAGAAAAGCAAUUUUUUUCCAUUAAAAUAACAUCAAAUUGAUCAGAAAUACAGUGUAGACAUUGUUAAUGUUGUAAAUGGCUAUUGUAGCUGGAAACGGCAGAUUUUUAAUGGAAUAUCUACAUAGGCCUACAGAGGCCCAUUAUCAGCAACCAUCAGUCUUGUGUUCCAAAGUUGAUCAUUUUAAAAGGCUAAUUGAUCAUUAGAAAACUCUUUUGCAAUUAUGUUAGCACAGCUGAAAACUGUUGUGCUGAUUAAAGAAGCAAUAAAACUGGCCUUCUUGAGACUAGUUGAGUAUCUGGAGCAUCAGCAAUUGUGGGUUCGAUUACAGGCUCAAAAUGGCCAGAAACAAAUAACUUUCUUCUGAAACUCGUCAAUCUAUUCUUGUUCUGAGAAAUAAAGGCCAUUCCAUGCGAGAAAUUGCCAAGAAACUGAAGAUCUCAUACAACGCUGUGUACUACUCCCUUCACAGAACAGCGCAAACUAGCUCUAACCAGAAUAGAAAGAGGAGUGGGAGGCCCCGGUGCACAACUGAGCAAGAGGACAAAUACAAAAAGCCAUAUCUCAGACUUGCCAAUAAAAAUAAAAGAUGGGCAGUCUGAGAUAUGGCUUUUUCUUUGCAACUCUGCCUAGAAGGUCAGCAUCCCGGAGUCGCCUCUUCACUGUUGACGUUGAGACUGGUGUUUUGCGGGUACUAUUUAAUGAAGCUGCCAGUUGAGGACCUGUGAGGUGCCUGUUUCUCAAACUAGACACUCUAGUGUAUUUGUCCUCUUGCUCAGUUGUGCACCGGGGCCUCCCACUCCUCUUUCUAUUCUGGUUAGAGGCAGUUUAUGCUGUUCUGUGAAGAGAGUAGUACACAGCAUUGUACGAGAUCUUCAGUUUCUUGGCAAUUUCUCGCAUAGAAUAGCCUUCAUUUCUCAGAACAAGAAUAGACUGACGAGUUUUCAGCUGUGCUAACAUAAUUGCAAAAGGGUUUUCUAAUGAUCAAUUAGCCUUUUAAAAUGAUCAACAUGGAUUAGCAAACACAACAUGUCAUUGGAACACAGGACUGAUGGUUGCUGAUAAUGGGCCUCUGUACACCUAUGUAUAUAUUCCAUAAAAAAUCAGCCGUUUCCAGCUACAAUAGCCAUUUACAACAUUAACAAUGUCUACACUCAAUUUGAUGUUAUUUUAAUGGACAAAAUUUUUUAUUUUCUUUCGAAAACAAGGACAUUUCUAAGUGACCCCAAACUUUUGAACGGUACUGUAUGUAAAUUAGAUAUUUUUGUAUUUCAUUUUCAAUAAAUGUGCAAACAUUUCCAAAAACAGGUUUCACUUUGUCAUUAUGGGGUAUUGUGUGUAGAUUGGUGAGAAAAAAAAAAGUAUUUAAUCGAUUUUGAAUUCAGGUUGUAACACAAUGUUAUGAUGAGUUUCUAGGGUAUCAAGUAAUUAAGGAUGUAAGAAUAUAAUUAGACGACUCUGUGGAAAGUUAAUACAAAGGUUUAAUAGUCGGUACCGGGUUCGUUAUAACAAAAGACAGUGCUUUGCCUCUUGCCAUUCCGAAGUACUGAACAAAGACAAUAUCUCAGUUUAUAUAGCUUCGAUUACAUGUUUCUUCACGAACAUCUGGCAACCCUCAAUGGGCACUCCCUUCUUUGAUGUUAUUACCUUGUACCCCAAGUCAGUAUAUCAUGUCCAUCAAUCAUUCUAAGGUCAACCACCAGUAAGCUCCCUUGACAUAAUGGAGUCCUUGGUAUUCAGACUGUGCGGCGCCCAGAAUCGCUUAUCUACUAACUUUAACCUGGUUCACACAACACUAUGAAAUGACAUCAUAACACACAACAAAAUGUGGAAUACGUCAAGGGGUAUGAAUACUUUCUAUAGGCACUGUACCAUUGUUUAUUUAACUAAUAUGCCAGACAAAGAAGACCUUCCAUUAGUAGUGAUUAACAAAUCAAGACAAAUCCCUACAGCUCAUGGUAUUGUAGUUUAUAUCGCCUUCCUCAUCAGCAAAGUUCUUAUUGAUUCCAGUACAAAACAGAACUGGUCCCUAUCCUGAAAGUCCCCAGGGUCAUGGUGCAGCCCAACUUUGUGUACAUCAUGCCUGAUGAUAGUGGCCCCACUGGUCGGACGGUGUUCCUGGAGCUCACUCCGCCCCCUGAGAUUCACUACAAGACCAGCGCUGGCAGCAGCCAACAGAUGAACGUGCUGGGGAUCGUCAUCUUCUCUGCCACCAUGGGUAAAGCCAGUUUAUCCUCUAUUUUCUUUUAUAUUUUUUAUUAUUUUCUGUAUCAAUGUUAUAUGUAUCCAUCUCUAUCUAAACUAAUUUUAUUUUUGCUCCUUCAGGGCUAUUACUGGGGAAAAUAGGCGAGAGAGGAGCACCACUAGUUAACUUGUGUCAGUGCGUCAACGAAUGUGUCAUGAAAAUCAUCAACACUGCUGUUUGGUAAGUGGGGGACGAGCUUUGUAAAUAGUUUAAAUGGUCAUGGUUCCACUGGCUCAGUGGGUUAGAGCAUGGCAACAGCAGGUUUGUGGAUGUGAUGUCCGUUCAGUGUGACUUUCUGAGAUUAUGACCUGUACACGGGCAUGAGAAUGGGGUCAUUGUCUUGUGGUCAAGCUGUGGAGACGUCAGGCGACCAUCUUGCUUUGUUCCACCCAGCAGCGAACUGCACAUGCCGAGGAUUAGUCAAGCAGGAGGAGAUCACCCGGUGUUCAGGGUCAACAGUGACUUAUCCCAGGGACCUCUGGCACCACCAGGGUAGAACGACUGCCCCCUCUCAUUGAAGCCACAGAAGUUCAAGGCUGACCGCGGUACUGCAGGCAUUGUUUGCAGAAAACAGGCAAUCUUCAUGGUCAAUCUUUGUGUAUUUUUUUUAUUUUUUUAUCUAAGACAAACAUGGUACCAAUAAUUGCUUCUAAUACACCAGAUGUAUGUCCUUGAACCGAUUAUUUAAAAAUUUGCACACAGGAUAAUUUAGUUGCUAAUAGCAGCCUGCAACGUCACUUCCUGGAGUAGCUCAAACUGUGCAUGUUAUGUGGCCGUCACUAGUUACCACAGCCACAAAGUCAUUAUGGCUAAACCCUGCCUAUUUCUAAAAUGUAUCUUCUUAAAAUCAGAUUUGAAACCUAACCUUAACCACAAUGCUUAACCUUAACCUUAAAUUAGGACCAAAAUGCCAAAAAAAAGCAUACAUUUUUACGAUAUAUUGACUUUGUAGCUGUGGUAACUAGUGACAACCAUGUUCCGUCGCCAUGAGACGCCAUCUUAACCAACUUCAUUUGGCUUCAAUGCGCUAUUGAGUCUUCACAUAAGAGUGAAUGGUGUCAUGUGAUCGAUGGCUUUGUCCAUUCAUAUAUGUACAGUCAUUAGGCACCAUGCAUGCAGCUCAGGUUUACCUGAAACUGGCCUGGCCAUUUUGUAUGAUGUCACUUACCACAGAGGUUCUGCUGAUAUAGGACCAACCUCAAAGACUUGAAUGGCUCUUGGCUCUGACAUGUUUUUCGAGGCAGGAAGCAACUCACGUGACACAUACUUUUUUUUGUGAAUAUAGUUUUCACAAUACAUAACAUAAUAUCAAUUACAAUGUAUUUAUUUUUAUUCUGUUUUACUGUGUCGGAAACUGCUCAUUAGGAAAAACACAUUUGACCUACAGGUAACUGCCAAAAUAAUGGAGACACUUUAGUAAAUGAGGGAUACAACAUACAGUGGAGAGAACAAGUAUUUGAUACACUGCCAAUUUUGCAGGUUUUCCUACUUACAAAGCAUGUAGAGGUCUGUAAUGUUUAUCAUAGGUACACUUCAACUGUGAGAGACGGAAUCUAAAACAAAAAUCCAGAAAAUCACAUUGUAUGAUUUUUAAGUAAUUAAUUUGCAUUUUAUUGCAUGACAUAAGUAUUUGAUCACCUACCAACCAGUAAGAAUUCCGGCUCUCACAGACCUGUUAGUUUUUCUUUAAGAAGCCCUCCUGUUCUCCACUCAUUACCUGUAUUAACUGCACCUGUUUGAACUCGUUACCUGUAUGAAAAGCACCUGUCCACACACUUAAUCAAACAGACUCCAACCUCUCCACAAUGGCCAAGACCAGAGAGCUGUGUAAGGACAUUAGGGAUAAAAUUGUAGACCUGCACAAGGUUGGGAUGAGCUACAGGACAAUAGGCAAGCAGCUUGGUGAGAAGGCAACAACUGUUGGCGCAAUUAUUAGAAAAUGGAAGAAGUUCAAGAUGACGGUCAAUCACCCUCGGUCUGGGGCUCCAUGCAAGAUCUCACCUCAUGGGGCAUCAAUGAUCAUGAGAAAGGUGAGGGAUCAGCCCAGAACUACACGGCAGGACCUGGUCAUUGACCUGAAGAGAGCUGGGACCACAGUCUCAAAGAAAACCAUUAGUAACACACUACGCCGUCAUGGAUUAAAAUCCUGCAGCGCACAAAAGGUCCCCCUGCUCAAGCCAAGGCAUGUCCAGGCCCAUCUGAAGUUUGCCAAUGACCAUCUGGAUGAUCCAGAGGAGGAAUGGGAGAAGGUCAUGUGGUCUGAUGAGACAAAAAUUGAGCUUUUUGGUCUAAACUCCACUCGCCGUGUUUGGAGGAAAAAGAAGGAUGAGUACAACCCCAAGAACACCAUCACAACCGUGAAGCAUGGAGGUGGAAACAUCAUUCUUUGGGGAUGCUUUUCUGCAAAGGGGACAGGACGACUGCACCGUAUUGAGGGGAGGAUGGAUGGGGCCAUGUAUCGCAAGAUCUUGGCCAACAACCUCCUUCCCUCAGUAAGAGCAUUGAAGAUGGGUCGUGGCUGGGUCUUCCUGCAUGACAACGACCCGAAACACACAGCCAGGGCAACUAAGGAGUGGCUCCGUAAGAAGCAUCUCAAGGUCCUGGAGUGGUCUAGCCAGUCUCCAGACCUGAACCCAAGAAAAAAUCUUUGGAGGGAGCUGAAAGUCCGUAUUGCCCAGCGACAGCCUCGAAACCUGAAGGAUCUGGAGAAGGUCUGUAUGGAGGAGUGGGCCAAAAUCCCUGCUGCAGUGUGUGCAAACCUGGUCAAGACCUACAGGAAACGUAUGAUCUCUGUAAUUGCAAACAAAGGUUUCUGUACCAAAUAUUAAGUUCUGCUUUUCUGAUGUAUCAAAUACUUAUGUCAUGCAAUAAAAUGCAAAUGAAUUACUUAAAAAUCAUACAAUGUGAUUUUCUGGAUUUUUGUUUUAGAUUCCGUCUCUCACAGUUGAAGUGUACCUAUGAUAAAAAUUACAGACCUCUACAUGCUUUGUAAGUAGGAAAACCUGCAAAAUCGGCAGUGUAUCAAAUACUUGUUCUCCCCACUGUAUAUUGAAAGUAGGUGCUUCUUCACAGGUGUGGUUUCUGAGUUAAUUAAGCAAUUAUCAUCCUUUCAUGCUAAGGGUGUAUAAAAUGUAUAAAAAUGCUGGGCAGGCCAUUAUUUUGGCUACCAUGGCUAUGACCCCAAAAGAUGACAGUGCCGCCAUCGAGUGGUCACUGAAUGGUUUGAUGAGCAUUAAAACAAUAUAAACCAUAUGCCAUGGCUGUCUCCGUCAUCAGCUCUUAACCCAAUUGAACACUUAUGGGAGAUUCUUUAGCGGCGCCUGAGACACCCUUUUCCACCACCAUCAACAAAACCCCAAAUGGUGGAAUUUCCUGUGGAAGAAUGGUGUUGCAUCCCUCCAAUACAGUUCCAGACACUUGUAGAAUCUAUGCUAAGGUGCAUUGAAGCUGUUCUGGCUCAUGGUGGGCCAACGCCCAAUUAAGACGCUUUAUGUUGGGAUUUUCUUUAUUUUGGCAGUUACCUGUAGGUUGUAUAGACAGUCUUUUGGGGUGUUUAUUGAACAACAGUGAAACACAGUUCUUCCUUUUUUAAUUUCCGGACAGGUAUUUUCCAUUUGGGAUCAUAUUCCUCGUAGCUGGAAAAAUCCUGGACAUGCAGGACCCAUCUACUAUUGGGAAGAAGCUGGGCUGGUACACCAUCACUGUUCUGGCCGGGCUUUUUGUCCACGGCCUCAUUCUCCUCCCUUUCUUUUACCUCAUCCUGACUAGGAAAAACCCCUUCACUUUCAUCAGAGGCCUGCUUCAAGCCUUGGUCAUAGCACUGGCCACCUCCUCAAGGUAAGUCAGUGGUCUGUCUGUGCCUAUUUUUCUCAUUAAACAAUGAUAUUUUUCACUGUCCUGGAGGGCUACAGUGUGCAACCAACCUGGGUUGGGGUCAAUUCCUUUCUUAAUUCAGUCAGUUCAGUAGGAAGUGAAUUUACAUUAAACUCAUGUUGAAUUGGAAAUUGACCGUUUUUUCAAUUUGUGAAUUGAAUUUCAGUUCACCUCCUGAAUUGAAAUGGAAGUGACCCCCCAUUCAGCUAAGUUCCAUAAUACCUGAUUAAUUUGAUUCAGGUGUGUUAGUGCUGGGCUGGGACAAAAGCUUGCAAACACUGUGGCCCUCCAGGACCAGGUGUGUAGAACACUGUCACAGAGGGUUGAGCUGUGAUGCAUGAAAAGGAUUCCUUAUAAACAUUGCAAUGGCGAGUUUGAUUGAUCAUCUCCAGCUUCAAACACUUUCUUUGAAACUCUUAACUUACUCAAAUUAAUCUGCAUCAUGUUGCAAUUGAUCUACAGUAUGGUGUUUAGAGGCGAACAGUCAAGCACAGAAAUCUAUUAAGAGAAUAAUAGCCUAAAUGUUCAGAAUUGUUUAAAAAUUCAGUUUGAAAACCAUGAAAGCUGAUUGUUGUAAUUAAGUAGUGUAAACGAAAGUAUUCCAAAAGGAGGAAAACAAACUAAUAUAUCCAGAGGAUAUUAGUUAGAAUGGUAGAAGUCCCUUAACUCAACUAUCUCUCUUUCUCUCUUAAGUUCUGCCACUCUGCCCAUUACUAUGAAGUGCUUGCUGGAGAACUGCAAUGUGGAUCGACAGAUAGCGCGCUUCGUGCUGCCUGUGGGCGCCACCAUUAACAUGGAUGGAACAGCUCUUUAUGAGGCCGUGGCGGCCAUCUUUAUCGCCCAGGUCAACGAUUAUGAGCUGGACUUUGGCCAGCUGGUCACCAUUAGGUAUGUAUGGGGUUUCAAAUCACUCCAAUUCUAAUGUAAACGUUCUCAUAAAGCUACCCAAUCCAUAUACUGGGUGAAACUUUGAGUCCUAACUCAAAAGCAGUAACCGUCCGGUGUAGUCUGCCAUGACAGUCUUGGUUUUGGGUGCCAAUAUUAUAACCGUUUCACAAAAAGUAACAUCCUGAUAUUACUUCUGUUUCACACAACUACAUGGGAAUGUCACUGUACAAAACUAAUGUACUUUUUUUCAUGAUGAGAUUUGGUCACUGUUUUUGAUUGAAUGAGAAAUCACUAAAUGUAGGUCGUGACACUUUUUAAAGGGUAUAGCUCAUAUCAUUUUAACCAUGGCAGGACAAUAUUGUAAUGCACCUUCUUAGCUGAGUAAUUUAUUGUGUUGGUCUCUGUUUGAAGUAUAACAGCCACAGCUGCCAGCAUAGGUGCUGCUGGGAUCCCCCAGGCCGGCCUCGUCACCAUGGUGAUUGUGCUGACAUCAGUGGGUCUGCCGCCUGAUGACAUCACUCUCAUUGUGACCAUCGACUGGGUACUGUAAGUUCACUAUGACAACAAUUAGUCAUAUUCAAUAUCUACUGUACAACAUAUACUACACAUGUUAAUCGUGACUGAAAUGGCAGAACAUUUUAUGUUUAAAAGUGAAUUAAUUAAUUUGUCAAAGGAAACCUUAAAUUGUUUCUGCAUUCAGAAACAAUGUUUUUGGUUGGAGUGGGAGGCUGACCUCUGGAGCCUUUGUAUUCCCUGUCCUUUCAGGGACAGAUUCCGAACCAUGAUCAACGUGCUGGGAGACGCCCUGGCAGCAGGAAUCAUUGGCCACUUAUGUCGGAAAGACUUUCCUCGCAGACCUACUGGCAAGGUAGGCAGCUGUCACUGUCUAGCCGCAACCACAUCAUAACAAUUGAGUUAUAGUCCUGAGCUCCUGUCAAACUGUUUUCAUGUGAGGUAUCAGAGGCCCUGCACAUUUGAGGCCCUGCACCAAAUAAUAACUGACGUCUUAAAUGUAUUUAAUGUGUCUGCCAGCCAGGGUUACACAUUUAACAAUCUGAAAUCAAUAUGUCAUGUGAAUCUAGACCGCUGAAUGUCUGCACAGUUUGUCACUUAUCACAUAGAUACUGAUCAGUGUGUUUGUGUGUGUGUGUGUGUGUGUGUGUUCCUCCUUAGUCGCAGCCUUCAUAUGGCACACAGAACUCGCACAACAUGCAGAAUGGUGUGCCUAUGACCGAGCUGCCUCUGCACAAGCAGGACUGCUGCUAUGAUGUGAUGGGGGACACAGUCAACGAGAGGCCUACCAUCUACUACAAUAUCUGUCAAGUUUAA